GGCACAGCCCGUGCACACAGCAGGAAUCUGCUCUCCUUCAGGGUACUGCCAGCUCCAUCUCCUGUCCCACCAUGGCUGGGGCCUCUCGGCAGCACCACUCCACCACCGUGUUCCAGAGAAAGCGCAGCGUCUCCUUCGGUGGCUGCGGCUGGAUCGACAAGACAAUGCUCGCCAGCCUGAAGAUCAAGAAACAGGAGCUGAUGAACAGCACGGAUGUGACAGUCCCGGAGCGGCCGCUGUCCCCUCCUCUCACCGCCCCGCCGACCAUGAAGGUGAGCGUGCAGUCUGCAGAAUUCUUCGAAAUGUUGGAAAAGAUGCAGGCACCAAAACUUGAAGAACAGAGGGCUGGAAGCCAAAAACAUAAGGAGGACUACAUCCCAUACCCCAGCAUCGAUGAGAUCCUGGAAAAGGGCAGCCCGUACCCACUGAUCAUCCUGCCCCAGUUCGGGGGGUACUGGAUUGAGGACCCGGAGAACCUCGGCACGCCCACCUCAUCUGACAGCAGCUUCUGUGAGGAGGAGGAGGAGAACCUCAGCCCCAGCACCUAUGGCUACAAGCUGGAGUGCAAGGGAGAGGCCAGAGCCUACAGGAAGCAUUUCCUGGGGAAGGAUCAUUUAAAUUUUUAUUGUACAGCCAGCAGCCUAGGAAAUCUGAUCCUUUCUAUAAAGUGUGAGGAGGCAGAUGGCACUGAAUAUUUAAGGAUUAUACUCAGGUCCAAGGUGAAGACACUGCAUGAAAGGAUUCCCCUGGCAGGAUUUAGCAAGCUUCCCAGUAUCCCCCAGAUUGCAAAGGCCUUCUGUGACGAUGCCUCUGGGCUGAAGUUUAACCCGGUUCUGUACCCCAAGGCAUCCCAGAUGCUAGUGUCUUAUGAUGAACAUGAGGUCAACAACACAUUCAAGUUCGGCGUGAUCUAUCAGAAGUUCCGGCAGACCCAAGAGGAGGAGCUGUUCGGCAAUAACGAAGAGAGUGCUGCCUUUAAGAACUUCUUAAGUUUUCUGGGAGAUACCAUAAUGCUCCAGGACUUCAAAGGUUUUCGAGGAGGUCUGGAUGUCAGCCAUGGGCAGACGGGAGCGGAGUCUGUGUACACGGUGUUCAGGGACAGGGAGAUAAUGUUUCAUGUCUCUACAAAGCUGCCUUUUACCGAAGGAGACACACAACAGCUCCAGAGGAAGAGGCACAUUGGAAAUGACAUUGUGGCCAUCAUCUUCCAAGAGGAGAACACUCCAUUUGUCCCAGACAUGAUCGCCUCCAACUUCUUGCAUGCCUACAUCGUGGUGCAGGUGGAGAACCCCAUGGCAGACAACCCAGCCUACAAGGUGUCUGUCACUGCCCGGGAAGAUGUGCCCUCCUUUGGCCCGCCCCUGCCUAGCCCUCCAGUGUUCCAGAAGGGCCCUGAGUUCCGGGAGUUCCUGCUGACCAAGCUCAUCAAUGCUGAGAACGCCUGCUGCAAGUCUGACAAAUUUGCGAAGCUGGAGGACCGCACCCGAGCAGCCUUGUUGGACAACCUGCACGAUGAGCUCCACGGGCACACGCAGACCAUGCUGGGGCUGGGGCCUGAGGAGGACAAGCUGGAGAAUGGGGGUCACGGAGGCUUUCUGGAGUCUUUCAAGAGAGCCAUCCGGGUGCGCAGCCACUCCAUGGAGACAAUGGUGGGCAGCCAGAAGAAGCACCAUGGUGGCAGCAUCCCAGGCAGCCUCAGUGGGGGGAUCGUACACAACACCAGCGAGGUGACCAAGACCACCUUCUCGCCCCCCGUUCCAGCAGCUGCUGCCAAGAACCAGUCCAGGAGCCCCAUCAAGCGCCGUUCGGGGCUGUUCCCCCGCCUGCACACGAGCUCUGAGAGCCAGGUGGAGAGCAGGACAAGGUGUGACAGUGUUUCUGGAGCUCAGAAGGCACCAGAUGUGGGACAUUCUUCUCAGGAGAUGAAAUCUGAAACCUCAUCCAACCCCAGCUCCCCUGAAAUAUGCCCCAACAAAGACAGGACGUUCAUUAAGCUGAAAGAGAAUGGGAGGUCAAACAUCUCCCGGUCCUCCUCAAGCACCAGCAGCUUCAGCAGCACAGCGGGGGAGAGCGAGACCCUGGAGGAAUAUGACAGCGUGGGCAGCCAGCCGUCCACCGCCUCGCCCUUCAAGCAGGACGUCUUUAUCUACGGCGCUUCGCCAGGCAGCGAGAGCCCGAGCGUGGGGGCUGCGGCCACCCCCGUGAUCAUGAGCAGGAGCCCCACAGCAGAUACAAAGAACAGAAACUCCCCCAGGUCGAACCUGAAGUUUCGCUUUGACAAGCUCAGCCACAGCAGCUCCAGCUCGAGCCACUAACAGGACGCAGAGGUCACCAACGUGUGGGAGAGAAUUUUUGUUUCAGCAAAGGGAAGACUCGCCAACAUCCUGUGGGAAGCUGCAGGGUGGGCAGUGUCGUGCCGUCCCCUCCCAGCUGCACCCCUGUGGCAGGAAGCAGCUCUCACCUCGCCUGCACCCCUAGCCCGAGGGGAUGUGCCAGCUUCCCACCAGGUGACCCUCACCCAAGUCCUCCCUCUGCUCCACGGCAGGAGACAUGUCCCUGGCUGCCUGGCACACACGUGGCCAAGGGCCACAUCUUCUCCUUGUCACCACAACUGUGUCAUCUCCUGCCUGCUGCGCCUUUGUGGGUGCCAUCCAUCCCCCCCUCCCUGCUGGGCUGUGGCCCCCUUGGGCAGAGGGAGCAGGAUGGCCCCCUCACUGUUCAGGUGCCUCCAUGCUUUAUUUGUAACUAUCAGUGGGGAAAUGGGGUUAUUGUUUGGGUUUUGGAAAGGCAAAAUUAGGUGUUUGCUUCAUCCCCAGGAAGUUCCCUGCCCCAUCGUUGGUUGUCGAUCCCCUCUGGGCAGGGACAAAGGGGAAAAGUCCUCCCUGGACUGCCUGGGAGGAUUUGGGGGCUGCAGCAGCUCCCAAGCUCCCUCCAGGUGCCCCCCCACAGCUCCCUGCCUACACAACAAAACUUUUGGGGCAGAUGCAGCCUUUCACUCCAUCCUUACUCUCUCCUUACUCAGUUUCUGGCACAGAGAAGGGUAUGUGAACCAGCCCUGGGGGAGCCAAGCCAGUCACCAGGGCAGCUUGAGAAAUGGUUUAUUCAGCCUCCCCACUAUUCCCUGCCUGGAACUCUGAGCACAGGCCUGGGAAGGAAUAACCAAAGCUAAAGCUGUAGUAGAUCUAAACACUGAAGCUGGUGCUUAUGGUGCAUUCACCUGGUGGCUCUGCUUUAUCCUCUGGGCUGGAUCACCAGUUAAGCCAAUGUGUCAAACUCCAUGGGUCUGGGUGGUGUUGGGCUGCUCCAGACCUUACGGAAUCUGUCCCUCUGCUUUUGAAUGUGCUUUUGUCUUGAAGGAUGAAGAUUAUGAAUUCUGUAAGGCUGACUCCCCUCUAAAUCCCUUUUCUAAAAAAAUACCUCUUUUGACAUGCCAAGAAAUCCUUCUGCUCUUUCAUGGAUCUUUGUCCAAAGUUUACUGAAAUCUGUCCAUGAAUUUCACAUUUCUCAUAGGUUUCCUGUGUCAGUUUUUGAAAGCUGCACCGCAAAACUGCAGAGAUGCUCCCCCCUUAGUGCCACCUGGGACCUUUGCAAAUUCCCCCAUGGCAUAAGGUUCUCAAUCUCUAGUGAAGGCAGUUCUCUGAGCUUGUGAUUCCUCAUGAACUCGGAGUGCCAAAGCUUGCCUUGCCCAGCUGGAGCUGCCAGGGGCACAGCUGGAGCUGGUAGCCACUUUUAGGCACCACUUGGUGCAGCCACAGGGGUCCAGGACCUGCCUGGUGCUGCAGCUGCUGCCAGGAUGCUCCUCCUGGUUGGGCAAGGGCUUGUAGAAGCAAACCACCCCUUGUCCUGCUCCUGCUGCCUCCCCCCAGUGCAGAGCAAAGCCAAACCAAAAGCUCUGCUCUGUGGGGUUCACAUGGCACCCACAGCCUGACCACCAGCUCCAGGUGGGUGCUCCUGCUCAGAAGGUCAUUAUCCAUUUGGAAAGAAAAGACUGUAGCCCCAACAGGAGAGGAAUGGCAUUAAAGAAGGAAAACUUGUUGAGGACAAGGCAGAGAACAAUUUCACAGGCACUAAUUCCCCAGUGUAGGACCAGUGAAUACCAAUAACCACCAGUGAGGACACUCCCUCCUGCUUUCAGUGAGUUGUAUUUACAUAGAGUUUAAAUUGUGAGGUUUUCUUUGGGAGAGGCAAAGCACCAUGUGUGCAGCCAGUCCCCAGCUCGCUCUUGAUGUCUCAGGUUCCCCUUACUUUGCUGUUCAGCACUUCUGUCUCAUGAUGCUUUAGUAGCACUUUCAAACCCACCUCUGGUUCUUCCUCUUAAAAGCUUUUGGUCUGGUUUUCCUACGCCAUGCAGUGAAACACUGACCAGUGCAACAACUUACUUCGAGGGUCUGUUCUUGGUUUUGCUUUUUGCCUCUGAGAAGUUGCUUGAUUCUGUAGACGUCAUUCGCAUGGGUGCUGAUCUCCAUGAGAUCUUUCAGCAGAUGGUGCAGUGGCUACUGUUAGCUGGUUUGGUUGUUUUGGUUUGGUUUUUUUCAUUUUUGGGUUUGGUUGUUGUUUUACUGGAAACUGUGACUGUCCUUUUUGAUCUGGAUUAGUUUGUAGAAUUAUUGGAAUAGAAUUAACAGGACAGUGAGAAGCUCCAGGGAGAAAGUGCUUUGGACUUGUCUUUCCCAGCUCCUGCCUGCUGGCUCCAGUGCAGUUCCUGCCUGGGUGUGCCUGGCAUGAUUCCUCCAGCCCCCACAGUGUCCCCUGGAAGUGCUGGGGACUGACCAACCAUCAUGUUAAACUGCAGAGGCUUUUGCACUCCAGCAGCAGGUAAAGGUGUUCCUGUAUAUAUACAGACUGCAAAAUGGCUUGUGCUUGGAAGCAGCACACACAGCAUAUACAUACAUAAAAUGGAUUUAUAUAGACGUGUGUGUGUGUAUAACAGAAAGGAUCCUUGACUGACACUAAAAGGACUGGGCAGUACAUUUUCCUUUCUGAUCCCCACCUUCUACAUGCACACAAUUUCUGCUGCUCUCAGAAGUGACUUUGCUCAGGGAGCAGAAGGGCUCCAAAAGGUGGCUGGGGGAGAUUGAGGCAGCUCCGACUGCCUGGGGGGGCCUCUCCUAUGGCAGGGGAUUCCUCCCCUUCUCACUGGGGUCCUGGUCCCCUGCUUGCUCCUUCUGCAGGCUUCAAGCACACAGCAGAACAGGGACACAGAAGUGCAGAGCUGGCAGCAGCCCCUGCUUCUACGGGCUUUUCUUCAGAAAAGCACUUAGGUACUGGCAUCCUGGAACUCCCACUGAGUCAAGCACAGGUUUACACUUAAGCACAAAAUGAAAGUGCUUUUUUUUUUUUUUUUUUUUUUUUUUUUCCCCCUCCCUUCAUUCUGAGCAGGAAGCAGGGAUCCCAAACACAAACUCAGUUUCUUUACAGUGUUUUGAGGGUCUUUAGGAAUGGCAGGUGAAGGGGCCAGGAUACAUUGCUGGCAUGAGUGGACUUAUAAACCAGGGCUGAGUUUUCCCAGCUGCCUUUGGCUUGGCUGUGAGAAGUGCUUAGCACUGGUAAAUGCAUUUGGCCAGAGCUCAGCACCUCUGCAGGUCCCACCUUGCAUGUUGCUUUGCAAUGUUCCAGCUCCUGUUCCCCUCGAGCUGGCAGGGUCCAUCAUUUCCCCCAUCCCACAGCAUGCUUUCAUUAUGAUUUAAAUGAAUGUAGCACUGCACAUAUCCUGCAAAGGGAAAUGCUGAAGCUAUAUCAUUAGAAUGUGAAGAGGGUUUAUAGAGUGAAGAUAAAUCUUGAAGAAAUGUAUCUGAUAAAGUUUAUUUUUUAUGUUGAGAGGCAGUGCUUUGUAGUUCCUGGUGGCCUAUGUCUGUUGUAAAUAAUGUACAUUUAAUUUAUUGCUAUGGUAGCAGAUUGUAUUUGUUAUGUAUAAAACUAAAGGUUCACAAAUGUAUAUUUUGUUGCUUAAAUGUGUCUUUGCAAAAUUCACAAUAAAUAACAUAUUUUGUGUCCAUA
Molecule: messenger RNA, 5997 nt
Organism: Calypte anna (Anna's hummingbird)
Lineage: Eukaryota; Metazoa; Chordata; Aves; Apodiformes; Trochilidae
Gene: RAP1GAP2
Product: RAP1 GTPase activating protein 2
Exons: 25
Coding region: 72-2315 (747 amino acids)
Biological process (GO): regulation of small GTPase mediated signal transduction; activation of GTPase activity
Cellular component (GO): cytoplasm; plasma membrane
Molecular function (GO): GTPase activator activity
Source: RefSeq, a predicted model, not a curated record